Molecule: messenger RNA, 2451 nt
Organism: Symbiodinium sp. CCMP2592
Lineage: Eukaryota; Dinophyceae; Suessiales; Symbiodiniaceae
Source: the annotation of a GenBank genome assembly
AUGCUUGCCAGGGCUGAGGCAGCUGAGCGCCGAGCCGAUAGGGCCGACCGCCGCCCGGCCCCGCCAGGCACCAAACAGAGGGGGCAACAGACGGGCUCCGUGACGGCACCCGAGCACUUGGAGGGCAUCUUUCUGGUUGUGGGACAGGACUACGUCCCAGAAAUGGUGCACAUCCGCUUACCCACUGCUGUUCCGGUCCAUGUGGCAAUCAAUGCGGUAAACGCGGGGCGCAUCCCUGAUGCCCGCCUGCGUCUGCCACGCGUGACGGCCGUCAACCCUCAACCCGUGCUGGGCAUCGGCAUUCUGCUUGCUACCCCUUUGUGGGACCUCCCAGGAGCGGCCCUGAUCGACAAGAGCAGCAGCGAGCUGAGCCUGGUUCUGCAGGGGGAUGUGGCUGGACAGAUCCACCUGCUGACGCUGGAGGAGUGCCUGCGCCGCAUCCAGGAGAGACACCUGGCCGACCUUGCCACCGAGGAGGAGCUUCUGGAUGAAGACCCUGAGGUCUAUUGGUGCCUGCAGGUCUUUUUUGGCUUGCGCAGCGAGGUCUUCUGGCGUCGCGGGCGAUGCAGCGCCGUGCGCUUGUCCUCGUGGUCCUUCCAGACCCUUUGCAGGAGCUACAUCUCUCCCGAGCAGCGGUCGAAGGGCAUCGAGGAGCAUCGGAAGCUGUCGGACUCCUUCGGAGGUGCGAUUCUCUCCGACGCGCCGGGUGGGACGACAAGCAUCUCGGGCAAGGCUUCCGUGAUGCUUCCCUCCGGCUUCGACAGACAGGUCUCAGAGGAGCUGGGGCUUGGCGAUCUUUGCCACAAAGUCUCGUCAAGGAGACAUGCAGGCUCGGAUAUGCCCGGCGCCCUGCCUUCGCCGCGGCAGAGUCUGGACGGGGACAGCAGAGGUAGCUUCCGUCUUGAGCGACUAAGCGGUCGUCGCACAACGCUGGUGAACUUGGACGACAUUCCCGAGGCGAUGGCACACUUGCAAGAUGCGGCAAGCGAUGUGUCCUCUCCCUCCGGACGAGGCGAUGAGGGGCAGGAUGAAGUUGUACCGGAAGUGUCCUUCGUCCACCUCUGUGUGCAGGCUCCGGCGGCUCCCCGAUGCCUUGCCCGGCCACCUCGGUACCGGAGACUGGAAGGCGAUGGCUCUGAGGCUACAGAUGACGCGCCUCCCACUGCGAAGGCCUCUGCGAAACCCCAGGGCCGGCCCAAGCCGAAGACGCAGCCGAAGCGCAGCGGAUCGCCAAAUCGCAGGGUCAUCGCCAAGGAAGCAGAGCUUGGAAACCUUACACGGAGGCCCUCGAACCGAGCCAGUCUUUCGCCACCCCGACGAGUCACCGUGCCGCUGGUGGUGGCCACGAAGCCCUCCAAGUGCAAGCCAUCCUUCGGCGAAGGCUACGCUGCCGGGCGUCGCUCUGCGAGCUUUGGUCGCUCCCCGAGCUCUGCGCACAAGUCGCCGAGAAAGGAGUCGAGCUCGAAGGGCGCGCAAAGACCAUCGCGCUACCGAGGUACGGCCCCUGAGCCCGGCGGCGAGGAAGCGAGGCUCCUCUCGGAGAUUGCCUCGCUCAAUGUCUUGCUCGAAGAGUUGCAGCAGCGGUUCCACAGUGUUUUCCAGAGCCCCGAGCUGACGUCAUUGAUUGCUGCCGCCAGUCUGAAGAGUGGCCAUGGCGCAGGGCCCUCCCUGCAGCUCCCUGCCGGCGCCCUCGACGGAGGUGCAAAGCAGUGGGAGGUUGAAGGGAAGAAGUGCGGCUUCGAUACCUGGAGGGAAUUUCUGCCACGUCUACAAGCCACAGAACGCGAAGAGCAACAUGAGGACUUGGACGAUGCCCAGAGGGUGACCAUCCUCUGUAACAUCGUGCCGGACAUCGCCGAGCAUCGAGUCGUGCGCUACGGCAUACGGCACCUAAGGGAGGAGCUGGCGCCCGAGGGAUCGGAGCUACCGGCGCUCCCACGUCGGCCGAACGGCACGUCGCGGCUACUCCAGCGCUCUUUCUUUGAGCGGCUCUUAUCGGAGCAGAUUGAGCUGCAAAGCAGCCUGCCUUCCGAUGUGGCCGCGGCACAACCCGACCUGAAGCUGUUGGGCUUGGAGCAUUUGCUGACCAUCCGGGACGGCUGCUCCGAUUUCAACACCGACUCCAAGAGCUACGAGGUGCACCAGGCCUUUCUUGAGCAGCUGGAGCGGCGCCUGCAGGAGCUGCUGGCCGAGAGGCACCUCGAUCCCCAAGAGGUGAUGGCAGUGUCCAAACUGAAAUUACCAAUCGGGAGGAUGACUGUGCUUGCCAAGGGCGUGGCGGCAUUGCUGACUGGGCAGGCACAAGACGUUGCUCGACGCUACGCCACUGCACCUGGUAUGAACAUCCUCGUCCUCAUCACCGUCACUGCCAUCGCCAUCACGAAGAAUCACUGCUGCCAGCAACAUCCCCAUUUCGUCAACAUCCUUAAUUCAGUCAGCAACCGCGCGUGA